GUCAAAGUUGAUAUGGGUGAGCCAAUUUUUAAGGCAUUAGAUGUUCCCACAAGAUUAGCUCCAAAUAAGGUUCACUUCGUAGCUAAGGCAAGAUUUGACGUAGAUGGAUCAAUCUGGAACGUGACUUGUAUUAUGUCAGUACAGAAGCCAGCGAGGUAUACCUUUUCUUCACAGUUGUUUCAGCCAAAAUUGGCCCGAAAUUUGAGCAUCACACUGUGUACCCUGCCAGAACAAACACUGAGUUUGUUCAAGUUCUCUCUCCAAGUCACCUUAAAAUGCGCGUUUGGGAGGGUGGGGCAGGCGCAAUCAAAAGAUAUUCACAGUGAAAGAGAUUGCUCCUUUGCUGGAAACGCAUCACAAUUGAGUGUCCUCCUUUUUAUUUUUGCUGAGGGUAUAGCCUCCGUAGUGCUGGAUACUCUAGUUAUGAAUAAAAGACAAGGCAUGUUGAGUGUUGGUGUACAAGAAACAGCUGGUGAUGGGCGACAAUAUUCCAGAGCCAUGCUGUUUUGGCACUUCAAGAGGCCGUUGAGGCUUACCUUGUGGGUUUACGGACAUAUUUUCAAGGCUUUUAAUUUUAACGAGAGUCUAAAAAGUUAG
Striga asiatica is the source of this 597-nucleotide messenger RNA. NCBI's taxonomy places the organism in Eukaryota, Viridiplantae, Streptophyta, Magnoliopsida, Lamiales, Orobanchaceae. The record is from the annotation of a GenBank genome assembly.